Messenger RNA from Pollicipes pollicipes, 3738 nucleotides. RefSeq names its product nucleobindin-2. The coding region runs from base 107 to 1780 and encodes 557 amino acids. Lineage: Eukaryota; Metazoa; Arthropoda; Thecostraca; Pollicipedomorpha; Pollicipedidae. Gene Ontology annotation, molecular function: calcium ion binding. The transcript has 10 exons. The record is from RefSeq and is a predicted model, not a curated record. Gene Ontology annotation, cellular component: extracellular exosome; endoplasmic reticulum-Golgi intermediate compartment.
GUUGACGAGGCACUGCUCACGCUGCAAUGACAUUCACGCGUGUAGCAUUUAGUCGGUAGGCGCGUUCCGUCGCUGCGGCCCAAGAGAGGUGACCACUCAGCCCAACAUGGAAAAUCAUUGGCUGCUUUUUGCGUGUCUUCUGGCGUUGAUUUUUGGCGUGUUCGCUCCUCCUCCAAGACGUGAAUCAAAUCCUAAACAGCAUUCCGACGAAGAAGAAGACAUCAAUAUGAAUUCAGAAACAUUGGGUUUGGAGUACAGAAAUUACCUCGAAGAAGUUGUAAAACUUUUGGAACAAGACUCUCAAUUUAAGACAAUACUUGACAAUGCAACCGAAACAGAGGUCAAGUCCGGCCAGGUAGCCGACCGGCUGCACGUGGUGGACCCGUCCAUCCGCUCGAAGCUGGACGAGCUGAAGCGGAUCGAGCUGAGCCGGCUGCGACAGAAGGCCACCGAGGCGUUCGAGCUCUCGAACGGCCUCGACCGCGAGGCCAUCAAGGAGCCGCUCCAUCUCGACCACCGCAACCCGCACACCUUCCGUGAGGAGGACCUGCGCCGGCUCGUGCGCAAGACCUCCCACGACUUGGCCGAAUUAGACAAGGAGAGACGGGAUGAUUUUAAGAAAUAUGAGAUGGAAAAGGAGUUCGAAUAUAAAGAGGGUCUCAAGAAGAUGGAUGAGGAGCAUAAGAAAGAAGCACAGGCAAAGCAUGAAGAGCACAAGAAAAAGGGAAAAGAGCACGCAAAGGUUCACCAUCCGCUGAGUGAGGACCAGCUGGAGGAGGUGUGGGAGGAACAGGACCACAUGGACAAGGACAGCUUCGAUCCCGAAACAUUCUUCCGCAUGCACGACGUCGACGGUAACGAGGAGCUGGACCCGACCGAGGUCAUGGCGCUGUUCAAAACGGAGCUGGACAAGCUGUACAACGGCUCCGACUACGACCCGCGCGAGCGCGAGGAGGAGAUGAACGAGAUGCGGGAGAGCACUUACGCCGAGGUGGACACGGACCAGGACGGUCUCAUCAGCCUGAAGGAGUUCCUGGCUAGCUCGCAGCACGACGACUACAAGCACGACCAGGGCUGGCAGGGCAUCCCCGACCGGGAGGUGUACGACCAGCAGGAGUACGACGACUUCUCGCGCCACCGCAUGGAGGAGAUCCAGCAGCACAUAGAGGCCGGACUGCUACCGGGCCCAGGUUUCGGCGCGCCCGGGUACGGGCACCCGGGAGCGGGGUACGGGUACCGCGGCCCCGAGCGCGGCCCUGCCUAUGGAUACGACCCUGCCAACGGGUACGGCCCUGCCAACGGGUACGGUGGCUACGGCCAGGCGCCGUACCAGCCCGCCGUUCAGCCCCAAUACGUUCCGCCGCCAGGCGGGCAGGGCUUGCACCCGGACCAGCAGCAGCUGCCGCUCAGCCAGCACGCACCGGCCGCUGGCCAGGUGCAGCUGAACCUCCCUAUGCAGCAGCAGCAGCAGCAGCAGCAAGUCGCUGGCCAGCAGCAACAGCAGCAAAUCCCUGUGCAACAGCAGCAAAUUCCCGCACAACAACAGCAAAUCCCCGCACAACAGCAGCAGGCCCCUGUUUACCAGCAGCAGGUCCCUGUCCAACAACAGCAGGUCCCUGUCCAACAACAGCAGGUCCCUGUCCAACAGCAGCAGGUCCCUGUCCAACAGCAGCAGGCGGUACCUGCCCAACAACCCGCUCCUGUUCAGCAACAGCAAGCUCCCAUCCAGCAGCAGCCGCACGGCCAGGCAAACCAGAUCCCUGUACAGGGCCAGCACUGACCGGCCUGGUGCGACUGUCUUGUUUAGCCGGGGGACACCACGCAAUGCGAACGAACCGCGCAAAAUGAUUGCACAAUGCACGCCAGCUGUGAACAGACCAUUUUGUCAGAUCGACAAAGCAAACAUCUCUCCAUUUUUGUGUGUUGCGUGCAUUCACCAUUGUUUUCGUGCCGAAUCAUCAUUUCGUUGUUUUGCGUAUUGGGGCGAUGCCUUUGCUUCCUUUUUGCUUAUCGGGGUUGUGCUUUCCAUUCAACCAGAUUAGGAGUUUAUCCCUGAACCAAAUUAAAGGGAUGACGGUGAAACCAGCAACUUACCAUUUUACUGUAUUAAAGCCACACUUGUUCCUGGGGUAUGGACUGCACCAGAAACGAAUCAGUUGGAAAGGAACAUGACUUGCAGCAAAAUGUUCUUGCAGUGCUUUAUAUAUUACUUCGGCUUGUGUGUAAAAACACACCUGCCUGCAUUCCAAGGUAUUGGCAGCUAGAUGAAAUCAAUGGUAAUCUACUUAAGAGUCGGCGAACACGUAGAGUUCAAAAUCGGAGUAAGCGAAAUUUGAGGUGGUGCUCCCUGAGUGAGGGCCACUGCGAUGUCGACUCGCUCGAUUUGCAGUCGUUGAUUCCGUAGAAGCGCAGUCGAACAGUCUGCUAUCUUAAAAAGUUUAGUGAUAGUUCGGAAUCGCUGUGAAAUCGCUUCGAAUCGCUUAGUGAGUGAAUGAAUAAUUUGAACAAUUCUUUUUGGGUUCCUCAUCAGAAUAGGCUUAGUGGUAAACGCUUGAUAUUUAUGCUGAAUCUCCCGUUUGUCUGUGAUAACUGUUGAUCCCAAGUUUUAUUGCUGUGGAGGAGAUAUGAAGUGAGCAUAGACGUACAAAAGCAGAUGCGCCCCCUCCCCCCAUCCCGCUGUCUCCCGCCUGUGCAGUGAAUGCAUUACACAACUUCCCACGAUGUUGGGCUUCGAGUGUGAUAUUGACGAGCUGUUACGAUAUGCUUGGAGACAGGCCGCGCUGUAUUCAAUGAAGUCUAUUUGUUGAAUUUCAACGUGGUCACCUGAGGACAGCUGUGCUAAUGUUCUCUGUAAUCACUCGUGAUAUGCAUUGGAUGGCUCUCGUGUUAACCACUUCUUUUCGGAAACGUCGGCGAAUGUACUGGUAAAAAUUUGGAAACGGAUGACGAGGCAGAAUGGCUUAACCACGUCUGCUAGGACAAUGUGCACCCGCGUUUAGUCCGCCCAAAUGGGCAUUAGAGUAUUAUAUUUCAUCGAUGUGCGUUUAUGUAUUCACGCAAUACGUAAAGGCGUGUUUCACGUAAAAGGGUGGCUUAUUUAAACGAAUGUUUUUAUCCUCUGUGCAUUAAAUACGCUCCAUUUUGCCAUCUUCCGUCUCGCUGGUCGUUCGCUUUGCAGUGAAAGGCAAUAAUUCUGUGUUAUUUUGCCCCGACCUGGGACCUUAUUGGGAGAUAGCGGUACCUUCUAAUGAGACAGCACUUGCAGGUGGUCCUUCCAAAUUUGGGAGCACUCGGCCAUAGCACUACGGUGGAGUCAGCUGAACAAAACUGUGCAAAAAUUGCGAUAUUUUGGCAUUCUUGUUCUGCUGAGGCUUAAGAAUGAAAAGAUAACUGCAUAAUAUUUGUCGUCUUAUACCAGAAACGGUAACUGGGAAGGCUGAUGAGGGCGGGUGCGUUCUACGUUUUUCGGGAGGCGGCCUUUGGCAGCACGGUUAUCGGCUUUGUAGUCACUAGUCGCGGGUCUCCACGCUCCAUCAGGCUUGGUUCCUUUCGCACCAGCGGGGUUUGUGGUGGCUCCCUUCUGAUGCGCUGUCCGCGGUUUGUUACUUCCGGCUGGGGUUUGUGCCAUCUAGUGUGUGUAGCAGGAAGAAGCCAGAAUUACCUACGUGAGGCCAGCUACCAUUCAGUGAAACACGUUGUCUAUUUUUAUAGCAUGGGGCAAUACAUAUUUUCAUUGGU